Molecule: messenger RNA, 969 nt
Organism: Pestalotiopsis fici W106-1
Lineage: Eukaryota; Fungi; Ascomycota; Sordariomycetes; Amphisphaeriales; Sporocadaceae
Exons: 4
Coding region: 1-969 (322 amino acids)
Source: RefSeq, a predicted model, not a curated record
AUGGCACCCCAACUAAUCUUUGGCACAGCUUCCUUUGGAGGUCCACAGACGGCAUUCCAAGACGUGGACGAUGUCAAGAUCCUGCUUCAAGCGCUCCAAGAUGUUGGCAUUCAACGUCUAGACACGGGAGCCAGAUACCCGCCAACAAACAUGGGCAGAUCCGAGCAGCUCAUUGGAGAGGCGGCAAAGGGUGAUUUUGCACAGUUCCUCGUUGACACCAAGGUGUUUACCGAUGUGGCGACAGACGGGAGUGGAGACUUGACAGGAGAAGCGAUUCAGAAGUCUGUUGAUGCGAGCCUGCAGCGACUGCAACGUUCCAACGUCAAUAUCCUUCACGUUCAUCGGGCAGACCCUUCCACACCCUUGGAGGAACAAAUACAGGCAUUCAAUAAACAAAUUUCCGAGGGUCGCUGCAAAGAGUGGGGGUUAUCUAAUGUACCGCCGCCAAUGCUUGAGAAGAUCUUGCAAUUGUGCGAACAACACCAGUGGAAGAAACCUGUCUGCUAUCAGGGACAAUACAAUUUAGUGACCCGAGGAAUGGAAACCAAGCUCUUGCCCGUACUGCGCGCACAUAAUAUUAGCUAUAAUGCCUUCAUGCCUCUGGCAGCAGGAUUUCUCACUGGCAAAUUGAUCAAUGAUCAGCAAGCCGGGACUCGCUUCGCCGACGACCAUCCGUUCAAGAACGUGGCGCAAAAGAUGUUUGGCGGAGAUGAGCUGCUUCAAGCCAUGAAAGUCUUUGACGAAGAGGUAAAAGCACAGGGACUCUUGACUGUCGAAGUCGCUCUGCGUUGGAUCGCGCACCACUCGGCCCUUGGACAUGGAGAUGGCAUCGUUAUUGGUGCUAGCAAAGUGGAACAGGCAAUUUCUACAGCAAACUUUAUUAAAAAGGGUCCCUUGCCGGAUGCUGUUCUUGUAGUUGUAGAGAAUGUCUGGAAGCAUGUAGAAAAAGUACGUGGCGACAUCAUCUAG